GACCAUUUCAAACAACGGAGCAGGCAAUUGCGCGACGCGACGAUGGACAACCCAACUUUUGCAACCGACUUGACACGCUGGCGUCUCUCGAGCCAGAAUGGGAUUCAUUGUUGGAGAUAUCUGACCAAGAGUGAUGGCGACGAGCCCAAGCAAACCGAGGUCGACCAGUACCUGCUGGGGAUUUUACAUCAUGAGAAGAAGGCGGCCGGGCGCUCUGAGGCCCGCUCCUUCGAAGACAGCGCCCGCGAUGGUUUCAUCUUCUUCACGCGUCUGCAGCUUGCCGAGGGCCAUUGGGCAUGCGACUACGGUAGCCCAAGCUUCCUGCUCCCCGGUCUCGUCUUCGCCAUGUUCAUCACAGGCACCGAGUUUCCCAAAGAGUCGAAAGUCGAAAUGGCCCGGUACCUCGAGAAGCACGCGAACGAGGACGGAGGCUGGGGUCUACAUGUCGAAGGCAAGUCGACCGUCUUCGCGACUGGCCUGUACUAUGUCAUGCUUCGACUCCUUGGCAUCGACCGGCAUCACCCUUUGGCCAGCAGGGUAAGGGACUGCCUGCUCUCGUUGGGCGGCGCCACUGGAAUCCCGCAAUGGGGCAAGAUAUGGCUCGCCUGUCUCAACCUCUACGACUGGGAGGGCAUCAACUGCAUUCCCGUCGAUUUCUGGCUGCUCCCCGCCUGGCUACCGUUCCAUCCUUCGCGGUGGUGGGUGCAGUGCCAUGUCGUUCAUCUCCCGACCUCGUACCUCUGGUCCAACCGCUGCACCAUACCAUUGACGCCGCUCCUUUCCGAGCUCCGGCGAGAGAUAUACACCGAGCAGUUUGGUAAAAUCAACUUUUCAUGCAUGAUCGGAUACCCGAACUACAAGUUCUAUUUUCCGGUUAUGGCCUUGGACGCAUACAAGCGGAUGUAUCUGCCGAAGAUCAAUGUGGCGAAGCAGUAGAGGUCUAGGUUGACUGCGACACGAGAAUGGUUUUUGUUGGCACAUGUUAAAGGAUAAGGAUUCUAUUCACCACAACGUCCAAGGGAGCACCCAU
Messenger RNA from Colletotrichum destructivum, 1030 nucleotides. Its product is annotated as Putative terpenoid cyclases/protein prenyltransferase alpha-alpha toroid. Gene Ontology annotation, biological process: triterpenoid biosynthetic process; ergosterol biosynthetic process. NCBI's taxonomy places the organism in Eukaryota, Fungi, Ascomycota, Sordariomycetes, Glomerellales, Glomerellaceae. Bases 43 to 936 code for a protein of 297 amino acids. The record is from RefSeq and is a predicted model, not a curated record. Gene Ontology annotation, molecular function: lanosterol synthase activity. Gene Ontology annotation, cellular component: lipid droplet. The transcript is spliced from 2 exons.